CUUUGUGGUUUUCUGCCGGGCGCCAUUUUGAUUAAAGUAAUGUGAAAGGGGAUUGUCGGCAGUACUUUGCAAGAUAUUUUUCUCAGUUUAAACAAAUUUAUACUGUAGUCGAUUGACAUUUGACAGAGACUCAGUCAUUUGAGUACAGCAAAAAUGGCCACGGGAGCAAACGCAACUCCUUUAGGGAAGUUGCACCCCAGUAUUGGCGCUAAACGAGGAUUUGACGCAGGGCCUGGUGCGGGGAACGGGUUGAUGCCAAUACCGGGGCCGCCCGCAUCUUUUCCUUCGCUACAAGGUUUCCAGCCCUCGAUGGCAAGCCCAUCUUUUCCACAGCCUCAUCAGUUCAAUCCGGCGACAAGUUUUCCGACCCAGCCUCAACAACAACCAGCUGCGGUAGGCGGUAUGGCCAAAGCAGUAGAUUUCGGUCAGAAGAAACAGAGGAAGAGGAGUCGUUGGAGCAGCGAGACUCCUGAUCAGAAGACGGUCAUACCGGGCAUGCCCACUGUCAUUCCCCCUGGACUGACCCGGGACCAAGAGAGAGCCUAUAUAGUCCAACUGCAGAUUGAAGACCUGACUCGUAAACUGCGUACAGGAGACCUGGGAAUCCCUGUUAACCCUGAGGACAGGUCUCCCUCUCCGGAGCCCAUCUACAACAGCGAGGGCAAGAGGUUAAACACCCGCGAGUAUCGCACACGAAAGAAGAUUGAGGAGGAGCGCCACUCACUCAUCACUGAGAUGGUUGGACUCAACCCUGACUUCAAGCCCCCUGCAGACUACAAGCCUCCAGCCACCAGAGUCAAUGACAAAGUUAUGAUCCCCCAAGAUGAAUACCCAGAAAUCAACUUUGUUGGUCUCCUGAUCGGGCCACGUGGUAAUACACUGAAGAACAUUGAGAAGGAGUGCUGCGCCAAGAUCAUGAUCCGGGGUAAAGGUUCUGUGAAGGAGGGGAAGGUAGGCCGAAAGGACGGACAGAUGCUGCCAGGGGAAGAUGAGCCUCUGCAUGCCCUGGUCACCGCCAACACAAUGGAGAAUGUCAAGAAGGCUGUGGAGCAGAUUCGCAACAUUCUGAAGCAAGGCAUUGAGACACCUGAGGAUCAGAAUGACCUACGAAAGAUGCAGUUGAGGGAGCUGGCCAGACUCAAUGGCACACUGAGGGAAGAUGACAACAGGAUCCUUCGUCCUUGGCAGAACUCUGAGCCACGCAGCAUCACCAACACCACCCUCUGUACCAAGUGUGGUGGAGCAGGCCAUAUCUCCUCUGACUGCAAGUACACCAGCUCGUUUGCUGCCCACAGAGCAACAGGUGGCGAGCCUCCGCAGUCAGCCCAGGACAAGGCUCGCAUGGACAAAGAGUAUCUGUCCCUCAUGGCUGAGUUGGGGGAGGCUCCAGUCCCCACAUCUGUUGGAGGACACUCCAGCACCCAGGGAGGAGCCCCUCGGUCCUCAGGACCCAACAAUAACCAGCCACCACCGCAGAACCGGCCUCCUUGGAUGAGCUCUGGUCCGACUGAGAACAGGAACUUCCAUAGCAUGCAUGGAGGGCCUGGUGGUCAUGGAGGACCCCACAACUUUCCUCCCCCUAUGCCCAACAUGGGAGGGCCCCCUAUGCCCCCCAACCCCAAUGGCCUACCUCCCCCCUGGAUGCAGCCUCCACCUCCCCCCAUGGGCCAGGGUCCAGGACCUCAUGGACACCCCAUGGGUCUGCUGCCACCUCCAAUGGGCAUGAUGCCACCGCCACCUCCUCCCCCCAGCAGCCAGCCGCCUCCUCCCCCUUCUGGACCCCUGCCACCAUGGCAACAGCAGGCCCCACCUCCCCCUCCGACCAGCAGCAUGGCAACCAGUACGCCGCUGCCCUGGCAACAGAAUACCACCACCACGUCCAGCCCUGGCACCGGCACCCUGCCUCCAUGGCAGCAGCCCCAGCAGCCCACGUCCUCUGGAGCCCAGCCCCCACCGCCCAUGGGUACCCCAUCCAUGGUGCCGCCUCCUCCAGGCGUCCAGCCGCCGUUGCCCCCAGGCGCCCCUCCACCUCCCCCUCCUCCACCUCCAGGCUCAACCGGCAUGAUGUAUGCCCCGCCACCGCCACCGCCACCCAUGGACCCUUCCAACUUUGUCACCAUGAUGGGGAUGGGGGUACCGGGCAUGCCCCCCUUCGGCAUGCCUCCUGCCCCUCCACCUCCUCCACCCCAGAAUUAACCCUGCCACAGAAGAAUCGUCCUCCCACAAAGAGUUUCCACCCUGCAGCACAUUGUGGAUGUGUGCUCAAAGAAAAAAUAUAACCAGUGCUUUAUUUUUUAUUGAUCCUUGAUAUUGUGAAGACAUCUCUGAAACAAUGAAAGGCCGUGUCAGUUCAAUUUGUAAAGUUGCGUAACUUAAUUAGUUAUUUUUAAAGUUUGUAUUAACACAAAGCUCCUUGUGUGCAUACAAACACUGUUGCUCCUGGGCACAUGUUCUGCAUUGCUACCGUAGUUUGUCACGUUACAUGUAUACCAAAUAAACUGCUCAAAUAGCCAGCUGGAAGUUUAAUUUAUGCUCUACAGUCUCAUCAAUUGAAAUGUUCAAACACUUAACUACUAUUGGAUUUAAUAUGUUGAAGUUCAACUUGCAUGAUCCAUUGUAAACACCUCACUCACAAAUUUAUACACCUGUCCUGUUCCAUAUGUUGGCUUAGAAUUGAAUAAGAUUAAUAUUUUUGUAAGAAGGAGAUGUGAAGUGUUUCUUAGUUCUGUCAGAAAACCUUUUUGUAGUACUGUCUCUGUUCCAGAAAUCCCCAUGGUUUUGUUUUUUCUUUUGUCAGUUGCCUGAGUCUCAGUUGUGACAUUGAGUUUGAAAAGGGGGAUUGAAUGCUAUCCGCUAGCUUUUGACCCUCUAAUACUUGAAUGCUGAGGAUCUGAUAUCUACUUGUUUUUCUGAAUCUCUCUGCUCUGAUAAGACUCGGUGUGUGUUUGUGUUGCUUUUUGCAAGGACAAAAAUAUCAGUUUUGUUCUUAGAGUUAAAUUUUUAGUUUGACUCUGUAUCUGGAACCAGUCUGUUGUGUUAUGAUGCUAACCUGAAUGAAUAGCUGUUGAAAUCUUGCUUGGUUUAGCAUUAAACUGAUUCAUUUCA
This is a messenger RNA of Micropterus dolomieu (smallmouth bass), 3105 nucleotides long. RefSeq names its product splicing factor 1 (gene sf1). Gene Ontology annotation, biological process: regulation of mRNA splicing, via spliceosome. Gene Ontology annotation, molecular function: zinc ion binding; mRNA binding. Gene Ontology annotation, cellular component: nucleus. The record is from RefSeq and is a predicted model, not a curated record. The coding region runs from base 154 to 2196 and encodes 680 amino acids. The transcript is spliced from 12 exons. Lineage: Eukaryota; Metazoa; Chordata; Actinopteri; Centrarchiformes; Centrarchidae.